AUGGAUAAUGAUAAUGGCACGAUCGUUGGAUGCUAUGGAAUUUCUCAAGAUCCUAUUACUAAAAAUUACGCGAUAGUGAUGCAAUAUGUUCCUGAUGGCAACCUAAAACACUACUUGGACAAAAAUAGUCAUAAAAAUUUGCAAUUUAGAAUCUUGCAAUUACACUAUAUUAAAGAUGGAUUAAAUACAGUUCACGAGAAUGGACUGACACACCAAGACUUUCAUCCCGGAAACAUACUAAAUCAUGAUGACCCCAACACCAUUAUUUGGUCUUUAAAAAUUUGUCAAGGAUUACGACCCCAAUUUCAGAUUAAAAUACCACCACUGUUAGAAAAUUUGAUUAAACGUUGUUGGGAUGCUAAUCCUAUGAAGCGUCCGGCUAGUCUUGAAGAAUUAACUUUGGGUGAAUAUAACCAAAAAUUACCUGAAGAGAUAAAAUUUCCUAAAUAUAAAUCCCAUAAAGGGACAGUUUAUACUAGCAGGCUUUUACCAACCAGCGAAAUUGCUAAUCUGCUUCAACUCCAAGAAAUUAGUAGUGAAUUGAAAGAAACGGUGAGAGGUUAUGUUAAGGCUAAAAACAAAUCGCUAAAAGACCAAAAAGAUGCCCAAGCAAAAAAAAAUGUCCGAGAACUAGAAGAGAAACUGGAAGAAGAAUUGAAAAAGAGAGGGUUUGCGACGGAAAAAAUGGAUGAAAUUAUUCGUUAUUGUGAAAAUUAUCAUCUACUUGAGUUAGAACAAAAGCAAAUUUCUGUUCAAGGAAGCCAAGAUCAGCAAACAACUAAUCAAUCUUCUACUUUAGUAGUGGAAUUGGAGCAAAGUAGUGAAGAAGAAAUCAAGCUUUCUUUUAGACAAGCAGAAGAGGGGGUUGAGCAACCUGCGGAUAACCAAGUUAAUACUAACCCUCAACAGUCAGAAAUUUCAAAUACUAUAGACACUGAAGCAAGUGAACAAGUAGCGGUCGUUCAAAAUCCUCCUAACAAUAAAUGGUUCAAUAAGGAAUAUCCUAAAGAAGAGAAAGAAAUAAAACUUAAGCGAGAAGACUUCCAAGGAAAAUUAGUUGCUGAAGACUAUCCGAACUUAGAAAAAUUAUACUUGCGGGACAUUAAAAACAUCGACAAAAUAACUCUUAGAAACCUACCUCAACUACAAGAAUGCACCAUCUGA
Entrophospora sp. SA101 is the source of this 1164-nucleotide messenger RNA. Lineage: Eukaryota; Fungi; Glomeromycota; Glomeromycetes; Entrophosporales; Entrophosporaceae. The record is from the annotation of a GenBank genome assembly.